CCAAGGACAAGAAGAAUUCUGACACUCCAAAAGCUGGUGGACGGGGUGAGUCGGCGACGGACGAAGUUCAGCUUUUAACCCGACCUGCGCCUGCGCUAUAGCUACAGGAUUUUCUCUGACUGAUCUUCUGGGGUGGGGUGGGAUUGAUCCAGUAAGUGGUGAUGGAUGAUUCCCAGAAAUGGAUUAUUGUUGUUUUCUUAACAAUCUUGAGUUUGCAUGUUUGUGCCAUGGCUGCCGAUGAUUUUGAUGUGAAUUUUGAAUGGCAUAACUGCGGAGAGAAUGGGACUUACACUGGAGGCAGCCCAUACGGCAUCAACCUUAACACACUUGUGUCAUCCCUCUCAGACAAACUAAAUAACUACGGAUUCUAUAAUGGUUCCAUUGGGGAAGACUCAGAGAGGGCUAGCGCUAUUGCGCUGUGCAGAGGGGAUGCCGACAUUAAUCUAUGUCGUACCUGUGUUAAGGAAACUGCUGGGAGGAUUAUAGAUUUGUGUCCUACUCAGAAGGAGGCAUUCGGGUGGUACAACAUCUGCAGUAUAUAUUACUCAGAUAAAUCUAUCAUAGGCGGUUCUUGGCAAACCGCUCCUGUGAAAGAACAAAAUAGUAACAUCACUCAUGAGAAUGCUGUUGAGUUCAAUGAAGAUUUGGCAAAGCUGGUAAACAGGCUACGAGGAACAGCUGCAAAUGGCGAUCAAUUCCUCAAGUAUGCUGCUGAUAGUAUACCCGGACCAGGUUCCCAGACCAUAUAUGCGUAUAUGCAGUGCACCCCUGAUUUAUCUGUUCAAGAUUGCACUGAUUGUCUAAACAAUGCCACCACUGUAUGGAAUAACUCCGAUGGCAAAGGCAAGAUUGGGGCGAGAGUACUGCGUCCCAACUGCUUUUUCCGCUAUGAGAAUAGCACUUUCUUCAGUAACACCCUCAUAAAUCAAUCUGUUUCAACAUCUCCACCUCCACCACCACCGCCACCACCACCAGGGCCAGAUGGUAAUAAUAAAACAGUCAUCAUUAUUGUUGUUUGCAUUGCUGCGGGUCUUAUGGGAAUUGCUAUAUGCAUUUUUAUCAUCUAUAGAAAGUUGCAGAAAAGGAAGGCCAAUAGCUAUGUGAAGACUAUGGAAGAAAUUAGCUCUACUGAUGAAAUUAGUGUUGUGGAGUCUUUGAAAUAUGACUUGAUUACCCUACAAAAUGCAACAAAUAAUUUCUCUGAAGCAAAUAAGUUAGGAGAAGGAGGAUUUGGGCCAGUAUACAAGGGUAAACUUGAAAACAGACUAGAAGUUGCUGUGAAGAGGUUAUCUGAAAAUUCAAGGCAAGGUAAUCUAGAAUUUAAAAAUGAGGUGGCAUUAAUGGCUAGACUUCAACAUAGAAAUUUGGUGAGGCUGCUUGGUUACUGCCAAGAAGGAAGAGAAAUUAUUCUUAUUUAUGAAUUUGUUCCCAAGGGCGGCCUUGACAAUAUUUUAUUUGAUCCUGUAAAACGUGGAUGUUUGGAUUGGGGGAGACGCUACAAGAUCAUAGAAAGCAUUGCUAGAGGACUUGUGUAUAUGCACGAAGACUCUCGUCUUCGCAUUAUUCAUCGUGAUCUCAAAGCUAGUAAUAUUCUUCUAGAUGUAGAUUUGAACCCAAAGAUUGCUGAUUUUGGCGCAGCUACGUUGUUUACUUUAGAUGAAACUCAAGGCUCUACAAGCAGAAUCGUUGGUACCUAUGGAUAUAUGCCACCGGAGUAUGUAUGUCAAGGCCUAUUUUAUGUUAGAUCAGACGUAUAUAGUUUUGGAGUGUUAGUCUUGGAAAUUAUAAGUGGAGAGAAGAAUACCCGUUUUCAAAACGAAGAAUCUAUGAAAGACCUUGUGAGCUAUGCUUGGAGUCAUUGGAAAAGCGGGUCUGCUUCAAAUGUGAUAGAUCCAAUGCUAAGAGGUACAUCAAGUCCAGUGCAUGAGAUAACAAAAUGCAUCCACAUUGCGUUGUUGUGCGUUCAAGAAAAUGUUUCAGACAGACCAACAAUGGGUGAAGUUCUUCAAAUGCUAAGUAACUUAACCAUGACCCUUCCAAUACCUAUAGCCCCAGGAUUUUUUAUCCAUAGCAACAUUAAUUUAGAGGCGUCGAACCAGUCGUAUACCAAAAAUGAGAUGUCAAUUAGUGAGCAGUUUCCCAGGAAAAUGCAGAAGAAGAAGGCCAAAAGCUAUGUGAAGACUGUGGAAGAAUCUAGCUCGAGUGUUGAAAUUAGUCAUGUGGAGUCUCAUUUCAAAUAUGAAUUGAUUACUAUACAAAAUGCAACAAAUAACUUCUCUGAAGCAAACAAGUUAGGAGGUGGGAGAUAUUGGCUAGUAUACAAGGGAAAACUUGAAAAUGGACUAAAAGUUGUUGUGAAGAGGUUAUGGAAAUAUUCAAAGCAAGGUAAUUUUCAAUUUAAAAAUGAGGUGACUUUAAUAGCUAAGCUUCAACACAGGAAUUUGGUGAGGCUAUUUGGUUAUUGUCAAGAAGGAAGAGAAAUGAUUCUUGUCUAUGAAUUUCUUUCCAAUGGUGGCCUUGACGGAUUUUUAUUUGAUCCUGUAAAACGUGGAUGUUUGAAUUGGAAGAGACGUUACAAAAUAAUAGAAUGCAUUGCCAGAGGGCUUAUUUAUCUGCACGAAGGUUCUCCUAUUCGCAUUAUUCAUCGGAAUCUCAAUGCUAGUAAUGUUCUGCUAGAUGAAGAUUUAAACCCAAAGAUCGUGGACUUUGACAUGGCCAAGUUGUUUGCUUUAGACAAAACCCACGACUCUUCAAACAUAACCAGCGGAUAUAUAGCACCAGAGUAUGAGUUGCAGGGUGAAAUUUCUGUUAAAACAGACGUAUAUAGUUUUGGAGUGUUAGUCUUGGAAAUCAUAAGCGGACAGAAAUUUGUCAGAUUUCAAAAUGAAGAAUAUAUGAAUAACCUUUUAAGCUAUGCUUGGACACAUUGGAAAGGUGAAUCUGCUUCAAAUGUGAUAGAUCCAAUGCUAAGUGGUAUAUCAGGAUGUCCAGUGCAUGAGAUAACCAAAUGCAUCCACAUUGCCUUGCUGUGUGUUCAAGAAAAUGUUCCAGAUAGACCAAAAAUGGCUGAAAUUCUUCAAAUGCUAAGUAACUUAUCUAUGAGCCUUCCAGUACCUCUAGCCCCAGGGUUUUUUAGGAAAAUGCAGAAGAAGAAGACCAAAAGCUAUGCGAAGACUGUGGAAGAAUCUAGCUCAAGUGUUGAAAUUAGUCAUGUGGAGUCUCGUCUAAAAUAUGAAUUGAUUACCAUACAAAAUGCAACAAAUAACUUCUCUGAAGCAAACGAGUUAGCAGAAGGGGGAUUUGGGCUAGUAUACAAGGGAAAACUUGAAAAUGGAAUAGAAGUUGCUGUGAAGAGGCUUUUGAAAUAUUCAUGGCAAACUAAUCUUGAAUUUAAAAGUGAGGUGGCUUUAAAUGCUAGGCUUCAACACAAGAAUUUGGUGAGGCUAUUUGGUUACUGCCAAGAAGGAAGAGAAAGGAUUCUUGUCUAUGAAUUUUGUCCAAAUGGCAACCUUCUAAAAUUUUUAUUUGAUCUGGUAAAACGUGGAUAUUUGGAUUGGGGGAGACGCUACAAAAUAAUAGAAGGCAUUGGCAAAGGGCUUGUUUAUUUGCACGAAGACUCUCGUCUUCGCAUUGUACAUCACGAUGUCAAAGCUAGUAAAAUUUUGCUAGAUGUAGAUUUGAACCCAAAAAUAACAGAUUUUUACAUUGCCCGGUUGUUUUCUUUGGAUGAAACUCACUGUGAAGACAAAGCUUUGGCGGGAACUCUUGGAUAUAUGGCACCAGAAUAUCUAUUGUGGCGUGAACUUUCUGUUAAAUCAGACGUAUAUAGUUUUGGAGUGUUAAUCUUGGAAAUUAUAAGUGGACAAAGAUGUUUCAAUUUUCAAAAUGGAGAAUCUAUGAAUGACCUUCUAGGCUAUGCUUGGACACAUUUGAAAGGUGGGUCUGCUUCAAAUGUGAUAGAUCCGACACUAAGAGCUGUAUCAAGUCCACUGCAUGAGAUAACAAAAUGCAUCCAUAUUGCCUUGCUAUGUGUUCAAGAAAAUGUUGCAGAUAGACCAAAAAUGGUUGAAGUUCUUCAAAUGCUAAGAAACUUAUCUAUGAGCCUUCCCGUACCCUUAGCCCCUGGACUUUUUAUUCAUGGCGGCAUCAGUUCAGAGGCUUCAAGCAAGUUUACCAAAAAUGUGAAGUCAAUUAGUGAUCAAUAUCACAGACUUAUCGUUAUUGCUAUUUGCUUUUUAACCGUCUUUAGGAAAAUGCAGAAGAAGGCCAAAAGCUAUACAAAGACUGUGGAAGAAUCUAGCUCGGGUGAUGAAAUUAGUCCUGUAGACUCUCACCUGAAAUAUGAAUUGAUUACCAUACAAACUGCAACUGAUAACUUCUCUAAAGCAAACAAGUUAGGAGAAGGACGUUUUGGUGCUCUAUACAAGGGUAAACUUGAAAACAGACAGUUAGUUGCUGCGAAGAGGUUGUCCGAAAAUUCAAGGCAAGUUAAUCUAGAAUUUAAAAACGAGAUAGCUUUAAUUGCUAGGCUUCAACACAGGAAUUUGGUGAGGCUGCAUGGUUACUGCCAGGAAGGAAGGACAAAGAUUCUUGUCUAUGAAUUUGUUCCCAAUGGUGGCCUUGACAGCAUUUUAUUUGAUCCUGUAAAACGUGGAUGUUUGGAUUGGGGGAGACGCUACAAAAUCAUAGAGAGCAUUGCCAGGGGGCUUGUUUAUUUGCAUGAAGGCUCUCAUCAUCGCAUUAUCCAUUGCAAUCUCAAAGCUAGUAACAUUCUGCUAGAUGUGGAUUUGAACCCAAAAAUUGCAGACUUUGGCAUGGCCAGGUUGUUUGCUUUAGACGAAACCCAUGGCUCUACAAACUUAAUCAUGGGAACCUAUGGAUAUAUAUCACCAGAGUAUGCAUUGUGUGGCCAAUUUUCUGUUAAAUCAGAUGUAUACAGUUUUGGAGUGUUAGUCUUGGAAAUUAUAAGCGGUCAGAAAAGUAGCAAUUUUCAAAAUGGAGAAUCUAUAGAAGACCUUCUAAGCUAUGCUUGGACACAUUUUAAAAGUGGUGCUGCUUCAAAUGUGAUAGAUCCGAUGUUGAGAGCUGUAUCAAGUCCAGUUCAUGAGAUAACAAAAUGCAUCCACAUUGCCUUGCUGUGUGUUCAAGAAAGUGUUGUAGAUAGACCAACAAUGGUUGAAGUUCUUCAAAUGCUAAGCAACUUAUCUAUGAGCCUUCCAGUACCUUUAGCCCCUGGGUUUUUUAUUCAUGGCAACGUAAAUAUAGAGGCUUCAAGCCAGUUUACAAAAAGUGAGAUGUCAAAUAGUAGUGAUCAAUAUCCCAGGAACAUGCAGAAGAGGAAAGCCAAUAGUUAUGCGAAGAUUAGUGCUCUGGAGUCUCUUAAAUAUGAUUUCAAAACCAUACAAAAUGGAACAGAUAACUUCUCAGAGGCAAACAUGGUAGGAAUAGGAAUUUUGGGUCCUGUAUACAAGUGUAAACUUGAAAACGGACUGGAAGUUGUUGCAAAGAGGUGUUCUGAAAAUUCAUGGCUAGGUAGGCAAGAAUUUAAAAAUGAGGUGUCUUUAUUAGCCAAGCUUCAACACAGAAACUUUGUGAGGCUGCUUGGUUUCUGCCAGGAAGGAAAAGAAAUGCUUCUUGUCUAUGAAUUUGUUCGCAAUGGUGCCCUUGACCAAUUUUUAUUUGAUCCAAUAAAACGUGGAUAUUUGGAUUGGGGGAGGCGCUACAAAAUUAUAGAAAGCACUGCCAAAGGACUUGUUUAUUUGCAUGAAGAAUCUUGUAUUCGCAUGAUUCAUCGCGAUCUCAAAGCUAGUAACAUUCUACUCGACGCAGAUUUGAUCCCAAAAAUUACAAACUUAAGCUUGGCUUGGUUGCUUGCUUUAGACGAAACCCAUGGCUCUACAGAUCAAGUUGUGGGAACCAUGGGAUAUAUGGCACCAGAGUAUAUGUUGCAGGGUAAAUUUUCUAUUAGAUCAGACGUAUAUAGUUUUGGAGUGUUAGUCCUCGAAAUUAUAAGUGGACAGAAACAUAGCUAUUAUCAAAAUGGAGAAUUAAUUAAAUACCUUCCGAGCUAUGCUUGGACACAUUGGAAAAACGGGUCUUCUUUAAAUGUGAUAGAUCCAAUGUUGAGAGGUAUAUCAAGUCCUGUGCCUGAUAUAAUUAAAUGCUUCCAAGUCGCGUUGCUGUGUGUUCAAGAAAAGGUUGAAGAUAGACCAACAAUGGGUGAAGUUGUUCAAAUGCUAAGUAACUUAUCUACGAACUUUCCAGUACCCUCAGCCCCUCCAUAUGUCAUUCCUAGCCGCGUAAAUUCAGAUGCUUCAAUCAAUGAGAUGUCAAUUAGUGAUGAUAAUGAGUAUCCCAGAUAUGUUUUGGAAGAAUGAAAUUAAUUUUGUUUUGUCA
Ipomoea nil (Japanese morning glory) is the source of this 6396-nucleotide messenger RNA. RefSeq lists its product as uncharacterized. The record is from RefSeq and is a predicted model, not a curated record. Lineage: Eukaryota; Viridiplantae; Streptophyta; Magnoliopsida; Solanales; Convolvulaceae. Gene Ontology annotation, molecular function: protein kinase activity; ATP binding. Bases 162 to 6377 code for a protein of 2071 amino acids. The transcript is spliced from 31 exons. Gene Ontology annotation, biological process: protein phosphorylation.